UUUUUGAAUUCUCAUAUUUGACACAUUUAUGGUGGCAAUAUCCUCGAAACACAAUUGAAAGAACUCUUGGGCCUUACAGAGUGUAAACAAUUACGAGAGUAAUUGGAAAAAUUAUUUGUUCCAUUGUAUUAAGGUGCAAUACUACCCAUUAUUAAGCAAAAAUAAUAAAGAAUUCAUCGUGAUUUUAUAGUUCUCAACAAAAUUCGUAUAAAAGAUAUCGUUUCGGUGAAAGAUUUUAUCCAUCCAAACGGUUGGUAUUCGGGAAUAUUCACUAAAUACACGAUGGUAUCUGUGUUGAUUCGUCGGAUUGCAAUUAUAAUCUCUUUCGUUCACCUCAUCCAAGCUCAAAGACCAAACGAGGCCUUUAAUUCUUAUGGAGGACAGCCACAAAAUAUUCAGACCGGCCCAAGAAAUCAACCUCCGCCCCAAUUCAAUGGUCAGCAAAGAUGGACACCUCCUAACCAGCAACCCUAUAACAAUGGGUUCCAAAGAGCAUCACCUGGAACAUUAGGUGCUGAAUCAAACAGACCCUAUAGUGAACAAUUUCAACAAGGCCCACCAAGAACCAAUAAUAAUCUAAUAAACCGUCCAUAUAUUGAACCUCCGAGACCUAUAGAAACAACUGGUAAUGGAUAUAACCGACCUCCUGUCACUUAUGGCGGAUACCAAAGAGGACCGCAAUUAUCUCCAGGAAGUAACCAAAAUAGGCAGGCCAUAAAUGGCCCGCAAAGACCGCUCAUAGCAAUUGAUAAUAAUAGACCAAACAGUCAACCUCAAAGAGUGGCUAAUAAUUAUGGACAAAAUGUUUUUAACCAACAAAGACCAUCUUUUGCAACCGAUAACUUAAGAAACAGACCAAUAUACUACCGUCAGAGGGGACCUGCGAGAACAGUGCGUAAUGAAUCCAAUGCGCCAAUUUACAUUCGAAGAGCCCAAAGCCCACCACCUACCAACAAUGAAUUAAACCGACCCAUUUACAAUGUUGGAGGACCGAUUAGAGUUCUUGAUAAUGAUUCUAACAGACCUAUAAAUUUAAAUGGAUUUCAACCAAAUGUACCAAUAUCUGAUGCUGGACUAAAUAAACAAACCAAUUUAGUGGACAUUAAUAAAGAAGAACAGACUGAAACUAAUAACGACCCUGAUACGAAUGAAGGCGUUGUAAACAAUGCGCCAAGGGAAACACCACCUGAUCAACUAAAAUCAGUUUCUGAGGAACCAAAAUCUUCAAGCAACUCAAAACCUUCAUCUAUUGAGAUUAAUAAAGAAUCCAGCAACAGCAAUGGAUCUACAUUAUCGUUAAUAGAAAAAAGUGACAAAACCAAAGAUCCAGAAAAUUCCACGUUGCAAAAGCAAAAACCCAUGACUAAAUUAGAAGUAACUACACCAAGUAAUGUUCAGAAUUUGUCAUCCUUGAAUACUGAAACUGAAAAAUCUGACUCCACAGAGGAAACUUCGUCUGAACAGGAGUGAAUGACUAUUACCCCUCCCCUUGUCUUUUUAGCAAAAUUUUCUGAACAUUGAGAUAACCUAGGUUUGAAGACCAUAGCACGCAAACGAACUUCGUUUUUUAAAUUUUAGACAUUUUGUCUUAAAUAAAAUUUACUAAUACGUA
Molecule: messenger RNA, 1612 nt
Organism: Parasteatoda tepidariorum (common house spider)
Lineage: Eukaryota; Metazoa; Arthropoda; Arachnida; Araneae; Theridiidae
Source: RefSeq, a predicted model, not a curated record